Acanthopagrus latus (yellowfin seabream) is the source of this 2417-nucleotide messenger RNA. It is a transcript of the gene pgrmc2, whose product is annotated as progesterone receptor membrane component 2. NCBI's taxonomy places the organism in Eukaryota, Metazoa, Chordata, Actinopteri, Spariformes, Sparidae. The record is from RefSeq and is a predicted model, not a curated record. The transcript has 3 exons. Gene Ontology annotation, cellular component: endomembrane system; membrane. The coding region runs from base 54 to 650 and encodes 198 amino acids.
CAGGACGUGAACGCAGCAUCUGGCCAGGGGCGGGUAGGCGCUAACCGUGCAGUAUGGCGGACGAUGGAGACAGUUCGAGCGGACCAGUUGACACAAGCGGCGGGCAGGGGGCAGCGGACGAGUCGGACGGGCUCGGCCUCGGCGGGAUGUUGCUGAAUAUCAGUAUUCUGGUUCUGGUGGUGGCGGUCUGUCUGGCCGUGUACCGGCGGUGGGGCAGGCGGCUCGUCGCUGACGCGGCCCAGGGCGACGAGGCCUCGGCGCUUCCCAAGAUGAGGAGACGGGACUUCACUCUGGAGCAGUUGCGGGAGUACGACGGACUCCAGAACCCCCGCAUCCUGAUGGCUGUCAACAUGAAGAUCUUCGACGUGACCAGCGGCAAAAAGUUUUACGGGAAAGAUGGUCCUUACGGCAUUUUCGCGGGUCGGGAUGCCUCGAGAGGCCUCGCCACCUUCUGCCUGGAGAAAGACGCCCUGAGGGACGAGUACGACGACCUGUCGGACCUCAACGCUGUACAGAUGGAGAGCGUGAGGGAGUGGGAGAUGCAGUUCAUGGAAAAAUACGAUUACGUCGGGAGGUUGCUGAAGCCCGGAGACGAGCCGUCGGAGUACACAGACGAGGAGGACAUAAAGGACCACCUGAAACACGACUGAGCGGUUCCAUCACACCGACCAAAGCCUGGAGCCCCACACAGCUGUGACAGACCGCCGCCCCCCCCAGACCUCCUCCUCCUCCUCCUCCUCCUCCUCCUCCUCCUGCCCCAUCCACCUACCUGCCACUCCUUUCUCCUGCCCCCACCCGACCCGACCCACCCACCCCCAAAACUCUUCACCUCCUGAAUCUGUCCGGUGCUGUGGCUGUUCUGGAAGGGCAGGACUCGAGUCGCCCAGACCUCCCUCCCUCCCUCUUCAUCCUGCGAAGAUUUCCACCAACUGAAAGCGAUCGAAAACCCUUCGACGAGGGGCUCGACAGAAAAACACGUCUGGGGGCAGGGAGAGAGUUCGGGGUUGUGCCAUUAGGUGUAUUUGAAAACAAAAACCACAAAAUCUUUUAGUCUCCAGAGGGGGGGGACGUGUGGUCAUCGUGGUCGCCACCGAGCGCUGGGUUGGAAGUUGAUCAGAGGUAGUUCGGAGAUGAUCGGAGACGAUCGGAGAUGAUCAGAGAUGAUCGGGACGGGGAAAACGGAUUUCUCUCUCACUCUUGUUUUUUUUAUUUUUUUUAUCUUUGGUUCAGUCACAUCGCAACUGAAAACUGCUUCAAAGCUUCGGGACAGCUCAUCAAUCACUUAAUCAGUUCUGUUUCUUUUUUCUUGUUCAGAUCAUUUUCACCCCCUUGUUGAGAGGGCGGCGCUGCGGCCGAGAAACGCCGCUGUGGAAAUUAGCGGGGCGGCGCAAUUUUCCUGUUGUGUUUUGUAGUGUAUGCACUACUAGUUUUCUUUGUUUGUCACCAUGUGAUUGUAUUUGUUGAGUAGCAUAGAGCGGGCGGGAAGAGAAGGAGUUCAGGUUGUUUAGUUUCUUUGUUUCUCUGGCUGGGUUUUGGGGGGUUUUUAAAGGUCCUUGCCAUAUGAAUCUUGCUUUUGAAUCACAUCACAUGACGGGACUGAAUCACUGAUCGGGAAUACAAAAAAGGGAAAGGUGAUAAGGCAGUCCUAAUCAAUCGACUACAAUUGUUUACAUGCCUCACAAGCCAGCUGCAAAGUCUGUAGAUUCCCCCCUGAAAAUGGUCCAAGUAUUAAUUGUGCCUUAUUUUGUUCGUUGUGUCAGUCCUGACCGUGCUAACAGAGGAGGCGAGCGGAGGUGACGGAGGUGUCGGGCCCCCCAGACUUUAACGAAGGCAUGCGUUCUGUCAGUCGUCCACGCACAGACUGUAAGACUCCCCCACUUCACAAACUCUGUAAAUAGACCGUAUGAAUUACUCAGUGUUACUGCCAUAUUUAUGUAGUUGAUGAACUCCAUAUAUGUAUAAUGCUAUGUCGUACUGGCCAAACCCCCCCUCCUCUUCCCCCCUCAUGGUUUCUUUACUUUCCUUUCUUUUCUUUUUAAACGUGGGUGAAUUUCCAAAAAAGAAAACAAACACACAAAAAUUACAAAAAAAAAAAAAAGAAAAAAAAAAGAGAGAUGGGAGCGUUGCAAAGUGCUGCAGGGCGGGACCGGGAGCUGUUCUUCUUCUUCUUCUUCUUUUUCUUUUUUUUUUUUUCCCUUCCGGAGAUGUUGCUUAUCCUGUAAAUAUUAUCUGUCAUUUUAUUAAAAAACAAAACACAAAAAAAAAAAUCAGCAUGUUGCAACAACAAAGUGAGCUAUGGCGAAUUUCCCACCACGUCAUUGUAUUUAAAUGUUGGGUGUGUGUGUGUGCGUGUCUGCGUGACAGAGGCAGGAAGGGAUUUGUUCAUGCAUAAUAAAUCGAUUUGGUUAAUAAUUGAA